Penicillium verhagenii is the source of this 678-nucleotide messenger RNA. Its product is annotated as putative DSBA family oxidoreductase. Gene Ontology annotation, cellular component: mitochondrion; peroxisome. Gene Ontology annotation, biological process: glutathione metabolic process. The coding region runs from base 1 to 678 and encodes 225 amino acids. The transcript has 6 exons. The record is from RefSeq and is a predicted model, not a curated record. Lineage: Eukaryota; Fungi; Ascomycota; Eurotiomycetes; Eurotiales; Aspergillaceae. Gene Ontology annotation, molecular function: glutathione peroxidase activity; glutathione transferase activity.
AUGACAGCCAAGAUAGACGCAUACAUUGACUGCGUCUCGCCAUACUCAUACUUUGCGACGCUAUAUCUGCGACAGAACCGGAAGGCGCUUGAGUCGCAUGGAGUGGAAGUCGAAUUCCACCCGAUAUUCCUAGGAGGUGUGAAUGUUGGCUCUGGUAACAAACCGCCAUGGACAUUGCCGGCCAAAGCAGCAUAUGGCAAAUUCGACAAUGCACGGGCAUGUAACUAUUUCGGAGUGCCGCAGAACAAGACACCAGAUUUCUUCCCAAUCUUGUCAAUCAUGCCCCAACGCUGCUUGAUCUACAUCAAAAACAACUACAGCCGGGAACAAUUUGAAAAGACCUUUCUCUCUUUGUCCGAAUGGAUGUAUCAUAAGAAUAUCGAUGUCAGCAAGCCCGAGAAACUGGCUGAACUUCUUCGAAGCCACGGGUUUUUGGACGAGGAUAUCAAGAAGAUCCUAGCUGCGGCGGCCAGUCCGGAGUAUAAGGAGGCGCUUACAGCUAAUACGCAAAAGGCGCUUGAUCUGGGGGCUUACGGGGCGCCUUGGUUUUGGGUGAGGAAUUCGAAAGGGAAAGAAGAGCCUUUCUUCGGAAGUGAUCGAUUUGCGUAUAUGUGGCAGUACCUGGAUUUGCCAUUCCAGGACAUUGCCAUUAUUGAGAAUGGGAAGGCGAAACUGUAA